Molecule: messenger RNA, 1045 nt
Organism: Panicum virgatum (switchgrass)
Lineage: Eukaryota; Viridiplantae; Streptophyta; Magnoliopsida; Poales; Poaceae
Product: SKP1-like protein 13
Exons: 2
Coding region: 40-693 (217 amino acids)
Biological process (GO): SCF-dependent proteasomal ubiquitin-dependent protein catabolic process
Cellular component (GO): nucleus; cytoplasm
Molecular function (GO): cullin family protein binding
Source: RefSeq, a predicted model, not a curated record
CUAGUUCACCGCGACGGAACACGAAACCCCCAAAUCCCCAUGGCUCCCCCAGCCACCGCCGCCGACAGGCGCGAGGGCAAGCGCCCCACGGAAGAGCACCCAGCCGCCGCCGCCGCUGUGGGAGGCGCCGAGGCCGGCGACGGCGACGACCUCGUCCUGGUGGCGGACUGCGGCGCGGAGGUGCGCCUCUCGCGCUCCGCGGCGCGGAUGUCGACGACGAUCGUCCACAUGAUGGACGACUGCGCGGAGGGCCGCGUCCCCGUCGCGGGCGUCCACGCCGGCGUCCUCCGCCUGAUGGCGGCGUACUGCGAGCGCCACGCGCCGCACUACGACCCGGCGGCCUCCGCGGCCAGGCUCCGCGACCCGUUCCCGCCGUUCCCCAUCGAGUUCGCGCCCGCCGCCCACCCCAUCAGGCCCGUCACCGACCCCGGGCCCGACCCGCACGGCCUCGAGGCCUGGGACUACAAGUUCAUCGCCGACCUCCCCGACAACUCCGCCCUCUUCGCCGUCAUCCUCGCUGCCAACUACCUGGCCAUCGAGGACCUGGUCGACCUGGGCUGCACGGCCGUGGCCGACAAGAUGAGAGGCAAGACGCCCGAGCAGAUCCGCGUCGCCUUCGACAUCGAGAACGACUACACGCCCGAGCAGGAGGCCGAGGUCAGGAGGGAGAACGCCUGGGCAUUCGAGGAUUGAACUGCGCCCCUCCUGCUGCUUACCUUGGUGCCAAUGUUCUGGGUGGUUGCCAGAAGCAGGUUUUGGUGUGAAUUGUGGAUCGGCGGUUGGUUCUUUUGACUGCUUCUUAUCAGCGGAGACUGGCAUGCUUGUUGCUCGUUGUCCGCACUUGAAGGUGUUACUAGUAAUUGCAAGUCCUGUUCAGUUAAAUUAUUUAUUUGGUGGUAGUUUGCUGGCUGCUUCUUGCACAUUGUCGUCAGUUGAAUGUUCCAUACUAUGUAGGUCUCGGCUGACAGUUUAGGGGAUCUGUUUACAUGAAAAAACUGUAUAGAAUCAUGUGAGCCUGUGACAAUGACUGGGUAGAGUUUCUGAA